Oxyura jamaicensis (ruddy duck) is the source of this 5530-nucleotide messenger RNA. It is a transcript of the gene TRIQK, whose product is annotated as triple QxxK/R motif containing. The transcript is spliced from 4 exons. NCBI's taxonomy places the organism in Eukaryota, Metazoa, Chordata, Aves, Anseriformes, Anatidae. The record is from RefSeq and is a predicted model, not a curated record. Bases 173 to 433 code for a protein of 86 amino acids. Gene Ontology annotation, cellular component: endoplasmic reticulum membrane.
CGGCGCUGCGGGCGGGCUGGAGCGGGAGGCGGAGCGGCGGGGGCGCCGGGGCGGGGGGCGGCGGCGAGGCCCGGCGGCACAGGACGCCGCCCCGCCGCCGGAGGAGGGAGCAGGCAGCAGGCAGGAGGCGGAGCUCCGCCGCUCGGCCCCAGUGAUUUUCAAAUUGAAAACAAUGGGUAGAAAAGAUGCCUCUACAGCAAGGACUCCUGUUGACCAAUACAGGAAACAAAUAGGAAAACAAGAUUAUAAGAAAACCAGGCCUAUGUUAAGAGCAACGAGAUUAAAAGCAGAGGCCAAGAAAACUGCACUAGGCGUGAAGGAAGUUGCCCUUGUCCUUGCAGCUAUAUUGGUAUUUUUGUUGGCUUUCUAUGCUUUCUUUUAUCUUAACAUUUCCAAUGAAGUUGACCUUGAUCUGGAUCCAGAUGAAAACUAGCAGAUGCAAUGAAUCUAUCAUCAAGAUUUCUUCAGCUUGAACCAAGACUACGUAGGAACACAGUCUCUUCACUGUGAGACAGUAAACAAUGCCAUUUCUUGCAGUCCAAAUUAGUAAGUUUUGCAAUACAUCAGUUACUUCUACAUUCCAGAUCUCCAAAAUAAAGGAAGAACACUCAUGCCCGGCAAGUAUAUUUGGUUAACACCGAAGCCAGGAGCUGCAGUACAACACAUGAAGUUUAUUGUUUACAUUAUUUUUUCUCAGGCAGAGAACUUUGAUGUCAAAAGACAGGUGCUAUUAUUAUCAUGGGUAUUGAUACUGACUUCACAGGAGAAGAAUCUGCCUUGAGUAAAUUUAGGAAUCAAAGCUUCCUAAUAGCCAAAUUAAGUUCCUUUCCCUUUCCCAAGAGGAAGCAGAAAUACCAAAUAAAAUAAUCUUUUAUUGUUUUAUAUUUAAAGUAUAUCAAAAAACCCUGAGUCUUUCUCUCCUUUUUUAUCUUUCUUGUAAAUGUGUGUGCACACAUGCACACACAAAGAUGGAAGAAAUUGUAGGAAAAAAUUAUCUUUUUAGAAGCAGUCUGUCACCUCCUAUAUGGACUUAAUUUUAUGUCAUCCCAGAUUCUGUGUGCCCAUAUAUCUACAGUAAUCUUUUUCAUUCUUUUGCCAACUGUUCAGCACACAUGUGUUCUGUCAGAAAUGGCACCUGGAUGACAGAAGCUCUAGCAUUCGCAUAUGCCUCUGAAACACAGUUCUUUGCCUCCUGUGCUGUCUGAACUAGUGUAAAUAGAAAGUUCAGUCGAUGUUGGGUUUAAUUAGUGUAUUGCUCUAUUAUUAAUAUAAAGUCAAAGUUAUAUUUUAAUUAUACUCUUCCUGUUGUCUGUGGUAUCAACUGGCUCUACCUGUGAGGGGGAUGUUGUAAAAAAAUUCUUUCUGGUUAUGCAAUCAUUUUUAUAAUCAAACUAAUGUGUGAAGUUGUAAGUAUUAAGAGGCUUUUUUUUUUUUUUUUUUUUUUUAUGUACACUUCCAAUAAUUGGGAAAAUCCUGGCUCUGUGUCAUCCUUUAAUUUUCACAAGGUCUCUUUCAGAAUAUGAAGUGUAGGUAACAUUUCUGAUGCCUUUGAUAACCACAAGCAACUUGAAGAAGUUGGUAUGCAGGGAGCUGUUAAAUUCUACUUUUACACUGUUCUGCUUCAGCUUCAGCAUAUUACUGAGCUUAUGGUUGUAAAGGUUUUGGUUUGAUCCUUUAAAUUUGUGGUCAGUCUUUCUCUAGUUUGGUUUCGUUUUGAAACCAAGAAGAGCAUGGAGCCAUUAGUACUGAAUGUGCAAAUGAGUUAGGCAGAUUAACUUCCAGAAAAGAUACUAUAAUUCUGAAAUUUUGUUAGCAAACUAGCUUGGUUGUAUCUUUGAUACCAGUUUGUGGGCUGAAGGUUAGGUUUAACUGUAAAUGAGACAUUUACUGACUUGUUCCAGAAAUGCCUGAUUAAGAUUCCAUACGCUGAUUUUGAAGACAAAGGCGUACCAAAUCCUAGCAACUAUUAUAAUGGAAAAUAUAUUUAUUUUAAAUUGACACAGUCCCAUUAUCACCACUUAAGGAACUCAGAUCGAUGCAGUUAAUUUUUAAACCAUACAGUAACUAUGACCAUAUACGUUAUGACUCUCUAAGGAUACACUUCUUAUCUCUCGCACUCCUUAUUCACUUUAUGCAGUGCAAAACAACUCCUCUAGAAAUUCAGAGUACAACUGUCUUCCAAGAAUACGAAAGGGAAAAAUACAUACAUGCAAAUAUUUCUCAUUUUCUAAUUAUGACUGUUACAGACACAAAAUCUUACCAUUUAUACAUUCAUGUGACUUAUAGGUGGCUAAUACUCUUAUACGUGACCAAACGCUUACCAACACGUUGAAUUUAUGGUGAAAAAUUUUCUGACACAUGGCCCGCCUUUCAGUGUAGAGAAAAGCAUAUCACAAUCUGUCUUCUUGGAUGUGACAUGCCGUUCAUUUCACCAGUGCCACACCACAUGUCACAGAACCUACAGACCUCUCCUUUUACUUUGCAUGAGCAAUUUUCUUGUUCCAUAAAAUGCUGGAAGGAUUGCUUUCUUAAUGUGUGUAUGUAGCUCCCCGGGAGGUAUGUGGUCUCAGAAUGAUGUGUGGUUAUCCCCAUCAUGCAAGUUGUCUCGUAACUUGCUUUCUGAAUUGGUUACAUUAAAAAGCAUGCUAUUCUUACUGUCAAAUUUAUGAACGUGAAGUUCUUAGAACAUGAAGAUCUCAUUUCCCGUAAUUAUGACUCACAGACAAAAUCUGAAGUGCAUAAAUGUGUGACUGAAGCAACUUUCCUGUUUUGUGGCUUAUCAGUCCAUAUUGCCCACAAGUGCCAGUUUGCCUGUUGGCUUCGUUAAGGUUAGGCCAUUUCAUUUACAUGAAAGAUAUUGUCAUGUAAUGAGAAGAUUUUCUGUUGCUUAGAUAAACUGGAUAGAGUUCUGUUCAGUGUACACAGAAAUAACUGGUAAAUAUUGCAGCAAGCACACUGUUUCUCUUAUCAGCACAAUAAUUUCUAAUGGAACCAUGUCAAUAUGUUUUUAAAGCUAAAAGCCUCCACCUUUCAUAAAAUUUUUCAUCCCUGGUUUUCUAAAAGGCACAAGCACAACAAUAUUAACAAUGAGUUUGGAUUAUGAGCUUACUCAUUUAUGAAUCCACUGAAAUUACUGUUGAUUUACUUAAAGGAGAUCGUAAUCUAACCUGAAGUUAUUUUUACUUUCUAGAGCACUGUAGAGACCAUACCUGGUAAUUUAGAAUAGGAACCGAUUUGAGUCUUGCAAACAGGUGGCUUAUUUUGCUCUUAAGUAUAUCUCAGAUUGAAAUAUGUCUCCUCAUUUUUGGACCAUCUAUCUUUGUAUGAGUUGCUUAGUGCCUAUGUUAAUAAUAAAUGUAUUUGUAUUAUCUUUGUGCUCUUAUUAAUGUUGGAGGUGUCACAUUGAAUUACAUAUACAUUUUAAAGGACACUAAAGCAAUCUAGACAGCACAAUGUUCAAGUGUGCUCAGUGAUAUUCACCAGCUUUAGAAUAUUUGUAUUAUUCUAUACCUUUCUAAUCUCUGAGCUCAUAUUCAAAUUAAGUGUAGCCUACUUAAAAGACAAUAAAGAGGACUUCCCUUAGCAUCUUAUCCAACCAAUACAGCAGAUCUUCUGCAGACAAAUUUGUUCCGUGUAGCUCCCAUCAACUUCAGACAGCAUGACUUUAUUAUAAAAGUAAUGUUUUUAUACGCUUGCUUCAAAGAAAGAUUGCUGUUCAAAUCACUUACACUGCAGCCCUGGCUUGACUGAGUAGGUUUUUUCAAGGAUAUUUACCUCUGGGAACAGAGUAGACUUCAGUCUGCUUGUGGAGUAAACAGAGUUUCUUUCAGGCAGAGGCUGUGGUGGAGAUGCCUAUACUGGGCCCUCGCGUGGUGGGUGGGAGUGGAUGUCCCAUCUGGAAGAGUCUCUGGCUCGGAAGGCACGACAGCCUUCCAGCAGUGAUUUUGCUCAGUAAAUAUUUCCUCAGCAGUUUUUUCUUCUCCCUUUGAUCCCACAGAGGCAGAACCAGCAUGUAGACCAUCUCAGGACAGAAGCCUCAGUAUAGCAGUUUUACUAGUGCUGCUGGUGAGCAUUGCCAAGGAAAGGCUUUAACUCCAUUUCCUAGAGUCCAUAAAUAUAUUUUACUGGAAGCUUAGGAGGCAUGUUAAGCAUUUCCCUAAUGGACCCUAGAGAUGUAUUUAAACUUUUGUUGAAGAACGCUUUAUUUAAAGUUCACUGUUGCAUAUCAUAUGGACAUCAUGUGAUUCAGGGUAUGUCAUAGCUCCUUCCAUUCAUCAGACCAGUUUGUAGCAGGGACAGCACGUACAUAACUGCGAAGAUGCGCAACACCAGCAAACUCAUCCUUUCAUUUCGGUAUAAUCUAGAGUAGUUGACCUAACAAGCUAUAUUUGGAGGCAACUUCUAAACAACUUCUAAACGAAGGCACAGUAGAAGCCCUACAAAACCACCCAUCCCAUGUCCAUGAAAACUGCUACCAAGGAAGAGGCUUUUCUGCUGAAUUAGGGCCAAGUUUUGAAUGCUGCCCCUUCGGAGAGGAAACCGUUGCUAGCAGCUCCCAGUAGAGUGAUGAUUCAUUUUGCUCUGAUGUAUGGGAUUGUGCCUAUAAAAGGCACAACUGAGCCAACUGGUGAAGGUCAAAUGUAUUUGGGACAAUUUUCUGUAAAGUACUGUACUUGAAAUGCAGACUAUGCAAGUUAGAGUGCCAACAAACAGGAUACUACAGAUCUUGAUCACAUUUCAAGUUUUACUUACAGUAGCAUAAUAAUUAGCGAUGCUUAUGACUAAGAAAAUAACAAUAUGGCACAUCAAUAAGACAGCAGAAAUGUGACGUUGGAACUGCUUCUUAAAAGAUUUUGUGGUGGAUUAUGCCUGCACUUUGGGAAAUGAAUCCAUGAGAUAAAUAAACUGGCAAAGAUUGUCUGUGAUCAUAUGCUUACAAUAUUUUUCCCUGAAAGAGCCGACGCAGAUAUAUCGCAGCCCUUUUCCCCAUCAUCCUCUUAGUUUGCUGUAAUACAUUCUUUUGUAGAUGCAUUUCUACACUUUUCCAAGAGUGAAGAAAUAUUUUUUGUAGUUUAUCAAUGCAUUUAACUGACAGAAUCCUCUACUCUUCUUCCACCCCCACCCCUCCUUAAUCAGAACCAAAUUGGUGGGGAGACAGCCAAAAUGUUAGGUACCAGUGUCUCUCAAGCAGAUGUCACACCACUAUUUUUUAGCUCGUUUAAAUGAAUAAACAUGUUAAACUGUGAAGUAUUACAUUUUGGAUUUUUUCAUUUAAAAAAAUGGGACAAUCUGUUUACUGUCCUUAAUUGAGACAACAAUCCUGGUGGUUGCCAGUUUUGGCAGUUUUAACGAUGAACUAUAAAUAUUGGGACAAAUCAACUAACUGGUGAUUGUGAAGAAUAGUUCAAGUAGAAGCCUCAUUUUGCAUGAGUACUUUUUCCAGUGCUAUAUAUUUUUUCUAACUUCUAUAAUUGUUAUACUGGUUUUGCAUGUUAAAGCCACAAAUAAAUACAUGACUAGUCAAACGAGA